CUGCCAGAUUUUUGUAAUCGCGUCUUUUGCUUUGUGAUUGCUAGCAAGUGAGUCUGGUAAAACAUGUUUCGGCCAGUAUUAACUGGGCUGUUUAAUGUCCAUUCUGACUUUUUUUCUCCGACAGAUUGUAAAUGUCUUUUACUAUGAUGACAAAUAGGGUAACCCCAACAGAUUCAAGCGCCGGUCCGCCAUCAACACCUACAACGAUUGCUCGGGGAAGAAGGCGACUUCGGUUAAUACUGGUGACAGCCAUGUGCUUGGUCGCCUUCACUGGUUUAACAGUUCUGACAAUUUUAGACGUACUGGAAGCGAACGAAAACGCCUUUAAAACAAAAACACUACAAACUAGUGUGAAACUAAGCAUCGAGAUCGCUGGUCUUGUUCACAUGUUACAAAUCGAACGAGGUACGAGGGUUUUGUACGUGAGUUCUGGCAGAGAACACGGUGGGUGGGAGAAGGUGUUACAAGCGGGUAAUAACACAGACGAGUUCGCCAAAAACCUUGACAGUUGGCCUGAAACUGACCAGGAUCGAUAUAACUUUAGCAGCCUGGAAACGUUCAUGGUGAUGGUCAAUAACCACCGUAAUUUUUGUAGUGUCGUCAACAGUACUAUCCAAGAUGAGAUCACAUUUUACUCGCAGAUUAUUUCAAACCUGUUUGAAUGGUUAUUCCGAAACGUUCAGAAAAUCAACUAUGACGUCUUGUCAGAAUUUAUCGGUUACAAAAUGCUCUUGAUUGGAAAAGAGAAGACAGGAGUCGAACGUGCACUGGGAGGUUCGUUUUUCAGUCGAGGAAGAUUCCUUGAAACAGGCGAUCUGCUUUGGUUCGCGGAGAAUAACGUGCUCGCCAAGGAAAACCUAAACGCUAGCAUGGAGUUAAUGCCGGAAAUUAAGGAUUUUUACACAAGAGCUGUGAAAGCACACAAUGGUUCGGUACUAGUUGAAGUGGAGCAAAAAAGGAAAAUAAUCUUGAGCAACAAAAAACAAAACGCGUCAGUGGAAUUAGGUAGGGAAUGGUUCCAGCUUAUGACAGAUUACAUAGAUGCACUACUCCAAGUCCAGCGAGAAACCGGAGCGCUGAUCCUAGAGAGAUUGGAUAAUGAAGUCACCGCGACCGAAAAUGACUGGGUUCUAAAGCUCGCCAUAUUUGGUUUUAUUGUAUUACUCAUGGCCUUUUUUAUAUACGUCAUCUACGCCAUCCAGCGCUCUGCGGCCAAACUCCAUCAAACUACGAAACUGCUGAUGGAAGAAAAGCAAAGGGCGGACUCUCUUCUCUACCAAAUGCUGCCGUACCUGGUAGCAGAGCAAUUAAAGGGCGGCCAAAGCGUGACAGCAGAGCAGUUUGAAAGCGUGACAGUCUUCUUUAGUGAUAUCGUCGACUUCACGCAAAUAUGUGCCAACAUUUCUCCCAUGGAGGUCACACAAAUGUUGAACCGUCUCUACGGUAUCUUUGACAACCACAUCGACAAAUACGACGUUUACAAAGUGGAGACGAUUGGUGAUGCUUACAUGGUGGUAUCAGGCCUUCCAGAGAAAAAUGGGCACCGUCACGUUACGGAGAUCGCUCUGAUGGCGCUACAUUUAGUGGAGCUCAUGGAGAGCCUUCGUUUUGGCUCCGACGGUGAACGGGAUCUUUGCGUUAGAAUCGGGAUCCAUACAGGCCCCUGCGCGGCUGGAGUUGUGGGAAACAAAAUGCCUCGUUACUGUUUAUUUGGAGACACUGUCAAUACCGCCUCUAGGAUACAAACAACGGGCUUGCCCCAGAGAAUUCAUGUCAGCAAGGAUACAAAAGAUAUGCUGACAUUUCUUGGGGGAUACACUCUGGAAUACAGAGGACUUGUCGAAGUAAAGGUAUGCUUUUCCAGCAUGGCUCUUAUAAGCCCUAGCGUACCAAAGUAGAUUCAACUCGUGCUAUAACGACCCACUGGCUCGUGUCACUGAUUGAUGAAAGUUCUGCGCGAACUUGGGUUAGAUAAAUUAGCCGGCAUAAUUUCGAGCAUAAUACUAUGGUGCGAGCAUCGAGCAUAAUGUCGGCAUAAUAGUCAUGUUUAGGAGCCUAAAAGUUGAUAAAAUUAUCCUGGUAAUAAAAACAUCAAAAUGAUGUGUUUAAAAAAAUGUCAAUUGUGGGCUUUGUGGCUGCUUUAUGCACUUAUUUGGCUUUGUUGAAUGCCUGGUUUUCUGUUUGAAGGCCUGGCUACCUUACUUUAUGCCUGGCUCCCCAGGCAGUUUUCACUUGUCAUGAACCAAACUGAAGAGCCUCCUGACAUACAGCUCUUGUUGCUUCGUAUGAGAGCAUUCGUUUUUGAAAGGCGUUGUUCAGUUGUUAUUUAAAAGAAGGACAUUUAAUAAUAUGUUAGCCAUUAUUUUGUCUUUUCUUUUUUUUGCGCAAAAUUCACCCAGCAUC
Messenger RNA from Orbicella faveolata, 2403 nucleotides. RefSeq lists its product as uncharacterized. Gene Ontology annotation, biological process: intracellular signal transduction; receptor guanylyl cyclase signaling pathway; cGMP biosynthetic process. The record is from RefSeq and is a predicted model, not a curated record. Lineage: Eukaryota; Metazoa; Cnidaria; Anthozoa; Scleractinia; Merulinidae. Gene Ontology annotation, molecular function: peptide receptor activity; adenylate cyclase activity; guanylate cyclase activity. Gene Ontology annotation, cellular component: plasma membrane.